Molecule: messenger RNA, 2737 nt
Organism: Salvia splendens (bonfire salvia)
Lineage: Eukaryota; Viridiplantae; Streptophyta; Magnoliopsida; Lamiales; Lamiaceae
Product: cell division protein FtsZ homolog 2-2, chloroplastic
Exons: 11
Coding region: 1-2589 (862 amino acids)
Biological process (GO): regulation of DNA-templated transcription; chloroplast fission
Cellular component (GO): chloroplast; cytoplasm
Molecular function (GO): GTPase activity; DNA-binding transcription factor activity; GTP binding
Source: RefSeq, a predicted model, not a curated record
AUGGAUCAGCCUAGAGACGAGACGGGCCUUCAGUCAUUGGGGCGUCAAUCAUCGAUCUACUCUCUCACACUCGAUGAGUUCCAACACACUCUUUCUGAGAAUGGCACUAAGAACUUUGGAUCCAUGAACAUGGAUGAGUUCCUCAAAAGCAUAUGGACCGCCGAGGAACAUCAAAAUCAAGCUCACGCGCAUGGCCAAGCCCACCCGACUGCCACCAUCCCCUCUAGCAACAGCGGCCUGCAUUUUCCACUGCAUGAAGCUAAUGGUACUUGUGUAGGGAAUGGAAUAGCCAAGCAGCUGAGCUUGCCUAGACAGGGCUCACUCAGCAUCCCGGAGCCUCUCUGCAGGAAGACCGUGGACGAGGUGUGGUCCGAGAUUCACCGCAGUCGCCACCAUGGCAACGGCCAUAUUCCCAAUCCCAACACUGCUCAUAAACAGCCUACUUUUGGAGAGAUGACGCUCGAAGAUUUCUUGAUACGAGCCGGGGUUGUCAGAGAACAGAAUCUGGCAGCUUCUGUCGCAGUGCCUCCUCAGCAGCCGGCUUUCGGAAUGUACCAGAACAGCAGCCAUCCUACAAUGGGGCCAGGCUUAAUUGUAAGACCGGUGAUGGCUGUUGCAGGCUAUCAGCCACUGCAGACGGGAGUGGGGGACGCAGCAGGGUAUGGAGGAAGGAUGAAAAGCUACUCACAAGGCCCUCCUCCGGAAGUCAGCUACGGAGGGAGAGCGGGAAACGAAAGCGGAGGGGGAUUGGGAAUGGGGUCGCCAGUGAGCCCCUUGUCAGAUGGAAUGGGGGCGGUGCAAGUUGAGGGUGGAGUGGAUGGGAUGAGUGGAGGACGGAGGCGGACCUUAGAUAGGCCGGUGGAGAAGGUGGUGGAGAGGCGCCAACGAAGAAUGAUCAAGAAUAGGGAGUCUGCUGCAAGAUCUAGGGCCAGGAAACAGGCAUACACGGUCGAGCUCGAAGCAGAGCUGAAUCAACUCAAAGAAGAGAAUUUAUAUCUGAAGCGGGCUCUGGAGGAGCUGGAGAGGAAAAGAAAAGAGCAGUACAACGAGGAAGUGGAGGCGCAAAUGCAGUCAAAGUCAUUCAAAGGUAGUGAGAAGCUAAGAGCAAUGAGAAGGAGUUUGAGUUCAGAUAAAGCGAGUUGGGGUUUGAUAUUUACAUCAAUGGCUACAUGCACUUCCCCUUAUUUUACACCUCCGGAUGCUGGGAGGCGGGCCGGGGUAUUGACUGUUCUUGGAGGGAGAAUUUCCCCAUUGAAAAUUGUUGAAGAAAGAAAUGGGUUUUCUGGUGUAACUCAAAAAUGUGGUUCAGGUCUCCCACAGUUGAAAUGUUCGGCCAAUUCCCAUAGUGUGAAUCAGUUUCAUAGCAAGGACUCGUUUCUGAACCUACACCCUGAGAUCUCGAUGCUUAGAGGUGAGACGAGCACUACCAUGAUCAACCCAAGACAGGAUUCUUCAAGUGAAAAUGUUACUGAGAGUGUGAGAGACUUAUCUAGUUUGAACAAUUAUAGUGAAGCCAAGAUCAAGGUUAUUGGCGUUGGAGGUGGUGGAUCCAAUGCUGUUAACCGUAUGAUAGAGAGUGAAAUGAAGGGGGUUGAGUUCUGGAUAGUUAACACUGACAUCCAAGCCAUGAGGAUGUCACCCAUCUUUCCUGAGCAUCGUUUGCAGAUUGGUGGAGAGCUUACUCGAGGACUUGGUGCUGGUGGGAACCCAGAAGUUGGUAUGAGUGCUGCUAAUGAAAGCAAAGCAGCAAUAGAGGAGGCAGUUGAUGGAGCUGACAUGGUCUUUGUGACUGCUGGAAUGGGUGGGGGAACAGGCACCGGGGGAGCCCCUGUAAUUGCUGGAAUUGCAAAAUCCAUGGGCAUUUUAACUGUUGGUAUAGUCACCACUCCAUUCUCUUUUGAGGGACGAAGAAGAGCUGUUCAAGCCCAAGAAGGAAUUGCAGCUUUAAGAGAAAAUGUUGAUACCCUCAUUGCCAUUCCAAACGAUAAAUUGCUCACUGCAGUUUCUCCAUCCACACCAGUAACAGAUGCAUUCAAUCUUGCUGAUGAUAUUCUUCGACAAGGAGUUCGGGGUAUCUCUGAUAUUAUCACGAUUCCAGGGCUAGUAAAUGUAGAUUUUGCAGAUGUGAGAGCUAUUAUGGCUAGUGCCGGUUCUUCAUUAAUGGGAAUUGGAACUGCUACAGGAAAAACCAGGGCAAGAGAUGCUGCACUAAAUGCCAUUCAAUCUCCUUUACUAGAUAUUGGUAUAGAGAGAGCAACAGGAAUUGUGUGGAAUAUAACUGGUGGCAAUGAUCUAACAUUGUUUGAGGUAAAUGCUGCAGCAGAGGUCAUAUAUGAUCUUGUGGAUCCAAGUGCCAACUUAAUUUUCGGUGCUGUAGUAGAUCCGUCUAUAAGUGGUCAAGUGAGCAUAACUUUGAUAGCCACUGGUUUCAAACGUCAAGAAGAAGUUGACGGGAGGAAUCCCCAGGCAAAUCUGGUUGGGCAAGCAUAUUCAAACAGACGGUCUUCGUCGUCGUUUCUAGAAGGCGGUGCUGUGGAGAUACCUGAGUUCUUGAGGAAGAAAGGACGGUCUCGCUAUCCAAGAGCUUAAUUACUUGCUCAUUUCUUAUCAUGCUUUCUGUAUAGGAUAGGAUUUUGGUUUUUCUUUCAUUCAGUUUAUUAGCUCCACAUCCUGUCAAAUAAAACGAGGAUAUUUUUAAAAUUUUAUAUGUAUACAAGCUAUCUACUUUUCUUUCAAA